Molecule: messenger RNA, 1104 nt
Organism: Rangifer tarandus platyrhynchus (Svalbard reindeer)
Lineage: Eukaryota; Metazoa; Chordata; Mammalia; Artiodactyla; Cervidae
Source: the annotation of a GenBank genome assembly
AUGAUUCAUUCACCGCCCCGGAGGUGGCCCACGGCCACACAUUUCGGGCGUACGGGGACGGCCGCACACGCAGCUUCCUUAAUAUUAAACAAAUGUUUCAAAGUACAAACGCCCGGAGCCAGAAACGUGUCGACCCAGGCCAGGCGGCGAGAAGGAAACUGCACGUUUCGGCCGCUGCCCGAGUGUUCCCGGGGUCGGGAGGGGAGCGCGGAGCACGUCCGUCCACCCGGCCGCCGACCCCCUUCCAGUCCCCGACCCCGCUGGCGCGCGGGCAGCACCCGCAGGGGGCGCGGCGGGCGCACAGGUGGGUCCCCGCCGGCCCGGCCUCCCGCCCCUCCCCGCCACUCGCGGAAGGCCGACGCGCCCUCGCCGACGCGCCGCCCGCUCGCCCCUUUCCUCUCCGUGACAUCUUAUAUAAUAACCCGAGCUAAUCAAAACGGAAGCGACGCGCGCUGCCGGGGCCCGGCUCCCGGCUGCCACUGGAUGCUCGCGCCCCGAGCCCCCGGCCCCCGAACUAGGCGCCAGAGCGCGCGGCUCCGGGGGAAGGGCCAGAGCGCCGCCUCGGCUCGUCCCUCCUCGGAGAAGGCGCUGCCGCUGCCGGUCCCCGUCAGGAAGCCGCGAGCGUCACAAACUGCGUCAGCUUCUUCAAACACGUUUCACGGGCUCCCUCCAGCCGGGGAGCCGGCCGCUGGGGCAGCGGGGCCGCGGCCCGGGCUGGCGGGAGCCCCUCCGGGGAGGAGAAAGUUCCUCCGGGCCCUCCCCUCGCCCGCGCUGCGCCCGGCCCCGCCGCGCCUCCAGCCCCUUUCCGCGCGACGCCCGCCCCGCCGCGCAGCCCGCCGGCCCGCCCCGAUGGCAGGUUGGGCAACUUAUGACCCCCGGGCGCCCGGCGGCCCCCUCCCGCCCGUCCCGGCCCCCAGCCGCUCGGGGGCCUCCCCCCAGCCCGGCGGAAUACAGCGACGCCAGAAACUUCCCCGGGCCGCGCCGGGCGGGGGAGCCGCCCGGGUCCCGGCGCACCGCCCUUACCUUGCUCUCGGGAGGCCACGAGCCGGGCGGGCCGCGCGGGGCGCGUGGUGCGCGAGCGCGCGCGCGUGGGGAGGUAGAUGA